Messenger RNA from Pneumocystis carinii B80, 5613 nucleotides. RefSeq lists its product as hypothetical. The transcript is spliced from 8 exons. Gene Ontology annotation, molecular function: guanyl-nucleotide exchange factor activity. Gene Ontology annotation, cellular component: cytoplasm. Bases 1 to 5613 code for a protein of 1870 amino acids. NCBI's taxonomy places the organism in Eukaryota, Fungi, Ascomycota, Pneumocystomycetes, Pneumocystales, Pneumocystaceae. The record is from RefSeq and is a predicted model, not a curated record. Gene Ontology annotation, biological process: small GTPase-mediated signal transduction; regulation of GTPase activity.
AUGGAUCCUAGAUACCUCUAUAAAGACAUAAGAGAGCUAUGCCUUGAGUAUAAUAAGUCUAGAAAUAGAGAAAAAUUUGACCAAAUUUUGUCAAAUUCUCGUAAAAUAGAUAAAAAAGCAGAUUCUCGUAAAUAUGAGGGAAUAAUUGGACAGGAAGAGGUUAAAUUGAAUUUAAAUAAAGAAGAGGAACAGGAAAAUGUAGAUAUGGCAGUGAAUGAGUCUUCUUUGGAGGGAGAUAGUCAACAUUUUCAUGUACCGGUAUCUCAAUCGUUAAAUAGUUUUAAUAUGACAUCAAACCAUAUGAAUCGUUUUGAAUCAUCGGGGAUAUUGCAUAAGAAGCGAAAUGUUUUGACUAGAAAUACGCCUGUUAUUUCGUGGAAGAAGAAAAAAUCUGGGCAAAAACAUAAAAUUGAUUGUCAAGAAUAUUCUGUAUCAGUUUUGCCGGAAUCGAUUAUAUACAAGGGAUUUUUAGAUAGAAAGGAUGAGAAAGAUUAUAACUCUUCUGUAUCUUCUAAGUUUUCUAAUGACUGGACACUUUGUACGACUAUUUUAUCAGGAUCGAAUUUAUAUUUUUAUAGACCUCAAAAAAUAGAUAAUAGUUCUUAUAGUACUAUGUAUUCAUGUUAUUUGUCGGAUACUCCUGAAUCAAUGGAAUAUAAAUUUUCGUCACUAGAAUUUGACUUAAAUGUUAGAUCUAUUUUAUAUGAUGCGAAUAAUUUACAACGGUUUUUUUUUGGAAUAAUUUUGACAGAAUUUGAGGGUUUUAUUCAAGAUCUUGAAAGGGAUAUGAACAGUAUAUUUUUCGUAGAAGAUAUUCUUGUAUUAUGUUAUCGUGGACCACUUAUAUUUAAUAAAGAUCAAGAUUUACAUUCUAAUUUAAACACUCAUAAUAUUAAUCUGAAAAAGUUGUGGAAACUGGAUGUCGUUUAUAAUGUAUUUGACGUAAAUAUUGUAUUUAAUUUAUUGAAGAAUGUGAAUCUAGUUUCUUCUGAAUUAUAUGACGAGAAUUUGUAUCUUAUGACUAUCAACAAUGGGGAAAUAAUAAGACGCUUUAUUUUAUCUAAGGAAAUGGCUAUAUAUUUUUUGAAAAAAUAUUUACUAUUGCAAAAAUUAACUAAGAGUGCCGAAUUCUCAAUUCUAAAGAAUACUGAAUCAAUGGAUUUUAUUUCAACGUCUAUAUCAAAUGAUGUUCAAGAUAUUUUGUUAAAUUCUGAUAAGACAUUAAAGGCUACAACAACUAGAAUAUUAUUAAAAAUAAUGCUAGGAAUUAAUGAUACAAUGACUAAUUUUGAUAUUUUUGAAUUGUUUACUACCCUUAUAGGUUUUUGGGAUUCUUCUGAAAUAAUACUAGAAACUAUAUUAUCUAUUAUUUCUGAAUCAUCGCUAGAUUUCAGUUCAAGUAUCGAAAAAAUGAUUAAUAUAUGGUGUGAUAAAUGUUAUGGAAUGUUUCAAGAUAGUAAUAUUAUUAAUAACAUUGUGAAGUUAAUAGAAAAUGGAAUUGAUCUCAAUAAUAGUGUUUUAAGUCAAAAUUUAAGAAAUAAAAUUAAAAACAAAGAAUUAACUCUAAAAAAUGAUUUAUUUGAUUUAAUGGCUAUAGAUCUUUCUAUUUAUAAAAUUCAUAAUAAUGAUUUGGAAUUUGGAAUUUCAGUAGAUGCUAUUUUGAAAAUUCCUCCAGAGGUAUUUUCACGUGAAUUAUAUUAUUUUCAUCAACGUUUUCUUAAUAUAUGGGAUCCAUCAUUGGACAUGUCUUUAUUUUUUAACAAAGCAUCAUUUAAUUUAAUUAGGAAUCCUUUGAUUUUUGGGCAUCGACAUAUACACUUUAUUACCAGACUUGUUCUUGAGCAACUUUUGAAAACAGAUAUUAUGAUGUCUACUAAGCUUCGCGCUAAUAUUUGUGCAUAUUGGAUAUCUGUUUCGAUUUGUUUAAGAAAUUUUGGAGAUAUGGCAGGAUGGUUUUCUAUUAUUAUUGCUUUAUGUUCUCCCUCAAUAAUUCGUUUAAGAAAAACAUGGACAUUGGUUGAUUUGAAUCUAAGGGAAUUUCUACAGAAUUCUAUUUCUAUUAUGAAUGAUUUACAUGAGUUUGAUUUUUAUAUGGCUGAUAGAACUAUAUAUAUGCCUGAUGCUUUGAUAUCUGAUAAAUUAUCUAAGACUGAAAUUUCUAAACAAACUAUACCAUAUUUUGGAGAGAUCUUAAAUUAUAUUGAAAAUUUUAUAUCUUUAUAUAACUCCAAUAAUAAAUUAAUAAAUAUAGAAUCAUUUAAUGACAUUUUUAUUUUAGUAAAAAAAAAAUUAGAAAGAUGGAGAUGCAUUAUAUUAGCUAAUAAAACAUUUAUUUGCAUUGGUGAUGAAAAUAGGAACCUUAUCUUGCAAGAAAUAUUUAAAGAACUUAAUUGUGUCAGAAUUAAUCCACAGUCGAUAUUCUCUGAUGUUUUCUUUAAAAAAUCGCUUAAAUGUGAACCAUUAAGUCGUGGUAUAUAUUCGCAAUUUGAUUAUUCUCAAAAUGUUAACAGUAAAUUCGACACAUACGCUUCUUUAAUAUUUAAUUAUAUAUAUAACUCAUGUAAUUUGCAUGAUUUUAUGGACUUGUCUGAGACAUACAAAGAUCAGAAUGUUUACACCGACAUAGAGAGUCAUUUAAUUAGAGAAGAUUCUUUUUUAUAUAAUCAAUUAGUACAAGUUCCCGAUCUAGACAAAUUUAAUAAACAUUUGAAAAGAAGUUCAUUUCCUUUGAAUAGAUAUUCUAUGCUUAUUACAGAUUUUGAUUUGGACAGUAAAAUUCGAUAUAAAGCAAUAGAUUUAAGGGAUAGGAGCUCUUUGAUUUCUGAAAAUUCUCAAGAUAUCUUUGGGAAAAACGAGAAUUUGUUUUACUAUACUGACGGUGAGUUGGUUUUAAAAUCAAUUGGAAGCAUUUCAGAAAAAAGAGAAUCGAAAUGUGUUGAAGUUUCUUUUGAAGACAAUAACUUAUCAAAGGUUUUUGAUAAUGAGAAGAGAAUUGAUAAUCUAGAAUCUCUUCGAAUAAUAGUAUCAUAUCAAGUUAUUGUUAAAGCGGGAUCAUUUGAGCGUCUUAUAGAUGUUCUCGUUUUAGGGAUAGAUGAUUUCAGUGAACGUCUAAUUCGUGAAUCGAAGAGUAUUCAGCUUAAUCUCUAUAUUAAUAUAGGAGAUUUCCGUUCGAUUUUUUUGUCUACAUUUCGUUCUUUUUGUACACCAUUUACUCUUCUUGAACAUUUUAAAAAACGCUUAGCUGGUUCUAAAGUAGUUGCAUCGAAGAUUGAGGUUAAUAUGAAAGUUUCUGAAUAUGCAAAAAAUAAUCGAAUGUUUCCGGAUUGGACUUCAUCUGAUUCUGGUAAUUAUGGUUCAUUUAAUUAUGAUUUUUAUUUGAAAAUACAUGUUGGUGUGUUGGAAUGUGUAAUAUUAUGGCUUACUCAUUAUUUUGAUGACUUUGUUGAUGAUAUAUGUAUGUUGGAUGGAUUUUAUUCUUUUUUAAAAUUAGCCAAUGAUCAAUUACAAAACUGGAAAGAAAUUGUAUUAACAAAAAAUGAAUUGCAAUAUUAUAUGUCUCAAUAUCAUGAUCUUUUUGAAAAUCUCAGAAAAUUAUUUGUUAAAUUGUCAUAUCAGCCACAAAUAGAACAAUCAUAUGUUACAUCUAUAAAAAUAUUACAAGGAAUAAAUAUUUCUUCAAAAUAUAGUGAUGAAGAUGUUUUUAAUUUAGCAUAUACUCUUGAUAGGUUAGCUGCUAGUAUAUUUAAGAAAUUAACACUGGAUGAUUGGAUAUAUUGCUUUGAACUUUUUCAGGCUCAAUUCAAAGACUUUGAAUCAUUUUUCGAAUAUUAUGAAUCAAUAUCUCUUCAAAAUAAUAAUUAUAUUUUGCAAGAUACGUAUAGUUUAUUAAGUCAAAUUCGCAGAUCUCAAUCUCAUGAUUUACUGAUAAAUAUGUUCCCUCAUUUAAUAAGGGAAUUAUUUGAAUUAAGGCAUAAUAUUAUUAAAUGGGUUAUUAGUCAAAUUACUGACAUUAAUAUUGAUUGCUACACAAGAACGGAUCGAAUAUUGUUAUAUCUCCGGUUAUUAGGUAUCUAUAAGUUAACAAUGACUCGUUUGGAUUUUUUUUCUGGACCUUUUGAUGGAAAUGAUUUGAUCAAAGAUAAAUCUGUAUUGCCUUCAUUUGUUGGUAAUGCUAUUGCUGCUGCUCUGGUUCGUCCAGAGUCUAGACUAUUUAUAUACGCUUGGUCUAUGGUAGCAUCUACACGAGGUUUAGACGGUCAGGUUGAAGAUCUUGCUUCCAUUAUUCCAUUUGUAACAGUUAAUAAUUCUUUUUCAUUUACUCCAUGUAUUGGUUGGAUCUUUCAAAGCAUGUUAAAAGUCGUAUUUUGUGUUCCAGAUGUACUUGGAAAACCCAAAUUCAUAAAUUUUAUUAAAUAUGCGUUUAUUUAUGAUUUUAUUUUACGUAUAAUUGAUUCUGAUAAUCAUGUAAAUUCGGAAGAAAAACAGCAAACUGACAAAUGUGAUGAUACGAGUGAUGUAAUUGUUAAUAUUCGGACUCAUGAUUUCAGGACUCUUGAAAUGGUUUCAGAAAAUGAAAAUUAUCCUUUACAAUUUAGUAAUAUAGGAAAGCCUUUUGAAAGCUUAAUACAAAAGAAAAUAAUCGCAAUUCAAAGAGAUCAAAAGCAUUGUGGAUCCAUAAAAAAACAUCUUAUAGAACUAGAUAAAAAUGUUGAACAGAAAAAUGCAAAUAAUUCUAAACAUAAUUCUAAAAUUUGUAAAGAGGAUUAUAAAAAAGUGUCAUUAAAAAAUAAAAGCGAUUAUCCUUUUGAAUUAUCUUCUUCUACUUCAAUGCUUAUGAAUAACUUUGAAAAAGAUAAAAAUUUAGGUAUUUAUACAGCGUCGUCUCAUGUGUUUCCUUUUAACUUUUCUAUAGUAUUAGAACCUGAACCUUUAGAUGUUAUUGAUCUGGUUGAUUCAUCCGUGAGUACUUUAGAAAAUUCGAAACAUGAGUAUGUGUUUAAGAUUAAAUUAAAAAAUGGAAUAAAGAUAUUACUUCGUGCACCAUCUGCAGAUGAGUAUAAAAUAUGGUAUAGAAAAUUAAAAGCUUUAAACACAAUUACUUUUAAUAAAAAGAAAAACAUCUUGAUGAAAAAUACACAUACAACGUCUAUAAAUACUGCAGUUAAAACUUCAUCUCCCGAAUUAGAUUCUACAGCUUGUUAUGGUGUGGAUUUGGCAACUUUGUGCUCUCGAGAAAAAAGUAAUAUUCCAAAAAUUGUAAACGAUUUAAUUAUUGAAAUCGAAGCUAGAGGUCUUCAAGAAGUGGGAAUUUAUCGUGUUUCUGGUUCAGUUUCUAAAGUAAAUUCAUUGAAAACAUUAUUCGAUGCUGGUAAAAAGGUGGAUUUUAAAGAUGAGUGUUGGUCAGAUAUCAAUGUUAUUGCCGGUGCUCUUAAAUUAUGGCUUCGAGAACUACCUGAACCUUUAAUGACUUAUAAAUUAUAUCCUAAAUUCAUUAGUCUUGUUGAUAUUUCUGACUAUCAUAAGAAGAUAAUCUCAUUAAAAACUCUUGUUAAAAGUCUUCCUUUUUACAAUUAUUCUUUAAUUAAACGACUUAUCGAACAUUUCGAAAAGUAA